This is a messenger RNA of Lycium barbarum (goji berry), 1585 nucleotides long. RefSeq names its product protein CHROMOSOME TRANSMISSION FIDELITY 7. Gene Ontology annotation, molecular function: protein-lysine-acetyltransferase activity. The coding region runs from base 314 to 1384 and encodes 356 amino acids. The transcript is spliced from 6 exons. The record is from RefSeq and is a predicted model, not a curated record. Lineage: Eukaryota; Viridiplantae; Streptophyta; Magnoliopsida; Solanales; Solanaceae. Gene Ontology annotation, cellular component: chromatin; nucleus. Gene Ontology annotation, biological process: mitotic sister chromatid cohesion.
UUCAUGUUGUGCUGCAUAAUUGUUUUUUCCCGAGUUAUUCCUAUUUAGUACUUCAAUAGUUCAUGUCCAUUGUUAGGCAGCUUUUGAUUUUUCCUUUCUUUUUUUUUCGCUUAAUUAACAUAUACUGUACUAUUAUAGAUACUGCAUGAUAAGUUAUGUUAUCAGUUCUCGCUGAGGACUUCUGGAUGUACAUGUAAAAUAGAUCAGGACCUCGCUGAGGGCUAUGGCAAGAUUUUCGUAUGAUAGUUACAAAAUAAAACAGGUGAAAGGUGAAAAAGCUGAGAGGAUAUCAAAGAAACGGAGAAAUUGAAGCAUGCAAUCAAAGAUUAACAGUUUCUUUAAGCCUUCUUCUUCAUCUCCUGCACCCAAGAGUGAAGAUCCAUCUCAAUGUUGCAGCGUUGAGUUCGAUUAUGGGAGGGUACAGCCAGAAAUUGUGGUCACAUACCAGCGAAGACCUCAAAAUUCAAUUGGUGAAACGAAUGGUGCAUCAACUGGUGAAACAUCCAAGGAAAUAGACUUGGAGAAUGUUGUGCCAAACCUGGAGGUGGCAAAGUCAGGGAAAGUUCUUAAUAAGAAGAGAAAGUACGCCCAAUUCUAUUUGGAACUGGGUCAGUCUGAUUUUUUAUUACAUACUUGUACUGUCUGUGGCUUCAAGUAUGCUAAAGGUGAUGAAGGGGAUGAAAAGUUUCACAAGACGUUUCACAAGAAUUAUACGCAUGGUAUUCCAUUUAAGGGUUGGCGGUAUGAAAAAAUUCUUCGAAUUCCUUCACUGGAAAUUGGACGAAUUAUCCUGGUGCUGGACGAUGACCCUCCUCCUCAGAGAAACAAGGUACAGGAAGUUGUGAAGAUGAUGGAGAUGGAUCUUGGAGAUGGGUGGAUAUAUCAUCAGCUAUGCAAGGUGUAUCUGUUUAUAUCUUCUCAAAGAAUAUCUGGAUGUCUGGUAGCAGAGCCCAUAAAGAAGGCGUAUAAGAUUCUCUCAAGACCAGAAGACAGCAGGUGUGAUGUUUCACCUGAGAAGGAAGCAAGACGGACUUCAACCACACUCCAAUUUGGGGGAGUGAGUUUCCAGAGGGAAACGGUUAGAAGAAAUCAAUCAACCAAAAGCCGUGAAGAGCCCGAUGAAAGUGUCAGUGGAGUAGUCUUGUGUGAGAAGGAAGCUGUAUGUGCAUUAUGUGGCAUUAGAGCUAUUUGGGUUACUCCCUCCAACAGAAGAAAACAUAUAGCCAGCUAUUUGCUGGAUGCUGCUAGGGAAAGUUUUUGCAAGGAUUUAGUUCUUAAACGCUCAGAGUUAGCCUAUUCUCAGCCAACCUCAGUUGGAAGGGCCCUCAUCUCCAAUUACACAAGCAGUCACUCAUUCUUGGUUUAUACACCUUCUGAUGUGUAGUAAGGAUUUAAGAAAUAGCAUGUUAAUUUUUUUCAGCCAAGUAUAUUACAGUUAGUCUAGUAAUUUACUGGAUAAUCCAUCUAUGUUCAUGCGCGCAAAGCUAUUAAUUUAUUUGUAUUAACUGGAGCAAACAAAGCUAUUCUUACCCAGUAUAAUACAGGGUUAACAUAAGAAUCUUGCCAAGCUCUGUUACAUGUGUUA